GGCGAUUCAAUCUCGAAUCCGUGGCAUGAAUUAACCAACCCCAGUACGCACGCGGGAUGCUGAUGAUGACGAGGACCAUGACGACGAUGAUGAUGAUGAUUGUGAUGAUUGUGACGGGGCGCAGCGGGCGUUUCCUUAGCCAGACUCGGCCAGCAGCCCAGAGACAACAAACACGUGGGGCAGAGCCCCUGGGCAGGUGUGAUGCGGUUCGGGUUAGGGAUAGAGGUAGUGCCGAGGCUAGGGUUAUGAUUAGGAAUAAGUAGAGGGUUAGAGAUAGGUUUAUGGUUCGAUCAAGUGUUGUGGUCAUGGUUAGAGACAAGGUUCGGAUUGGGUCAGGGUCUUAGAUGCUGUCAGCUAUGUGUGUAAGGAUCGGGCUACGUUUAGGACUGGGGUUUGCUUGUAUAACGCGGUUAGAGGUUGGUGUAAGAGUUCGUGGUAAGGGUCUCGUUGGCCCAUGUGGUAAGAGUUCGUGUUUGGGGACUGCUCAGCUUGUGUGGUUAAGGGUACGGCGCGUAGUUAAUGUUAGCCAGCAAUCUCAGAAUAUCAGAAUUGAAAAUAUUUAUUUCAUACUGGAGGAAUCCGAUGAGCUAUAAAGCUCUUUUUUUCCCACAGGGCGGAUCGGAACGUUACAACAACAAAGACGAACACACAAUACGAGAGCCCAGCAUAGGAAAGGUAAACAAAUCACCUUAAAAAAUAUAUACAAAUAGAACUAAACUAUAUAUUUUAAUCUUACCAGGUAAAUCCCACCGGUUAUCUCUCGUGUGGUUAGGGUUAGGUGUGUGCAGGGUUAGUCUGUUGUAGGUUCGAGUAUCUCGUGCCCUCGGCCACACUCGUGCUUUUAACCCUUCCCCAAAACCACCAAGCUUGGCAUUUUGUACAUUUUGUUCGGCUCGCGGUGUGGUGUGGGAGUGCGGUUUUUUUAUCUCUCUCUUCUCUCUCGCUCCGAUGUGUUUACGGCGUUCCUCCUCCAUUCCGCCACAGCGAACGGGGAGAUACGGAUUUUUUCUCUCUCUCUCACUCUGUUCAAAAAAUGUACCGCAUACCGCGCGUUGUGCAUGGAUUUCAAAGUGGACAGAAAAAAAAGGCCGCGUGUUUUCCCCCGCAACCUGUACAGACGUGGUGUCAUCUUCAGGCACCAGAGAUCUGGGUGUCUCCAAUAAUCCCGCUCGGCUUCAGCCCCGUAGCCUCGAGGAGCUGGGGGGGGGGGGGUGUAGGGGGCUCCCCCUCCCUCCCUCCCCUGCAAAAGGCCAGCACCACACCGCCUUUCUAUGACCUUAUAGUCGAGUGGCAAUAAUAGCGGCUACAAUAAUUAACACGGCACAUUGACCCGAGUCUUCUUUGAAUUCAAAAUGUGUGUCAGCCAGGCUCCUCCUUUGCCACGCGUCUACAAGGGCAGAGCAGCAUGCAGCCAAGCAGGCCGACGCAGAUUCACGGACGCGUGUUUAUGAACACGAACAACCAACGGAGAAUGACUGCAAUUGUUUGCGCGGUGACGGUGGGGGAGCUGCUGAGCGAAAUGCAAAGGUGGCGAGAGUGAACGAAGCGACGGGCAUCGCCAGAGCUUGCGUGCACAAUGGAGACACAGGCGGGUGGCAUCGCCACUCCAUUCCGAUUCCAUUUCGGAUCUACAAAGCGACAUUUCCAGGGCGCUUUUAAAGCGCAAGCCGACGGCGGGGUCAGUGAGGGAGGCGACGCAAUGGAUGAUGGAGGGACAGGGGCUGGGACCGGAGCUGAUGUUGCCGGGGUGCGACCUGGGCACACACAGGUGGAGGAGAGUCGUGCCGCCAUGCAGCCUCAACAGGAGGUGAGGCAGCAGCAGCUGCUGCUGCUGCUGUGUCUCUCGCUGGGAGUCAUCGGACAAAGCUCACCAGGAGCGGCCACGUGUCCCGACCGAGCCAAGGGCCUCGUCCCGUGGCGCCCGGGCCACAACGCGAGUCUCCGCGCGGACAUCGGCCCCGGCCAGGCCCUCCUCCUCGUGGCCUCCGCCUCCUUCCACUCGGUGCACGUCCACGGUGGAGGAAAACUCGUGAUCGCCGACCGACGGGACGAGGCCAUCGUGGUUCGAACUCGCUCCAUCCUCAUCGAGGACGGAGGGGAGCUCCACGUGGGCAGCGAGGACUGCCCUUACCUGGGCAGCCUGACCAUCUCACUCUACUCCAGGUCGGACGAGGUGACGGAGGAAGCACACCCUUACUUCGGCCUCAAGUUCGUGGGAGUGGGACGCGGCGGUACCCUGGAGGUGCACGGAGCGCCAAAACUCUCCUGGACCUUCCUGAACGGCACCGUUCACCCCCCUCCGCCGGGCGAGGAGGCGGCGGCCGGCGGGAGCCGCGGGAGGAGCGGCAGCGCCGCCGUGAAGAGCUACCGCCUCGAACGGAGCUGGGGCUACCGCGGCAUUGUGGUGCACGUCCUGGACCACAACACCGGUGCAGUGCUGUCCGUAGACCGCUUCGACACGUUCAAGAGCCGCGCCGAGUCCCGCCGCCUCGCCUCGCACCUCGACUCGCUGGCCAGCGGCCGCGUCGUCUCCAUGGCCGUGAACGACGACGGCGGCUCGCGCAACCUCGACGCGGCCGCGAGGGUGGCCGUGCAGAGGCUCGGCGGUCGCGCCGUGGGCCGUCUCGCCUUCCGGCAGCCGUGGGCGUUCGUGGCCGUGAAGGGAGAUCCCAGCUCCGCCGUGGAGUCUCAGGGGACGACUGCAGGAACCACGGGUCGAACGACGGCGGAGGUGGCUAAACUCUUCCGCACCGCCGCCGGUGACCUCUACACGGUGUCGACGCUCAGCGAGUGGACCCAAGACGUGGAGUGGACGGAUUGGUUCAACCGGGACGACCAGGGCGGCACCGGCGAUUGGGAGAAUCUCUCGACCCUGAGGAGCGAGAAUCCCGGGGCCAUCUGCGCUCACCCCCUCGACAUCCAGGUGACGACGCUGGACGGGCUUCCAGCCGAGCUCACGCUCCAGGGAUUCCACCGCAGCAACCGGGCCUACGGCUUCGCCUGCCGCAAUCAGGACCAGCAGGGCGGCCGCUGCCAAAACUACCGCGUCCGCUUCCUGUGCGGCCACAAGGCUCGCCCGUCGGUGCGGGUCAUGGUGGAGCCGCUGUCCAACGCGACGGUGCUGACCCUGGCGGAGGACGUGCGGUCGUGGCGCGCGGGCGAGCGCGUGGUCGUGGCGAGCACCGACUUCUCGAUGCACCAGGCGGAGGAGUUCACGCUGCUGCCGUGCCCCGAGUGCACCGCCAACCAGGUCAAGGUGGAAGGCAAGCCGCGGUUCACGCACGUGGGCGAGGUGGUGGACGGCGUGGACAUGAGGGCCGAGGUGGGGCUCCUGACGCGGAACGUCGUCGUCCAGGGGGAGAUGGAGCCCAGCUGCUACGGGGACAACGCCUGCCGCUUCUUCUCCUUCGACACGUUCGGCGGGCACAUCAAGAUGGCCGAGGGCUUCAAGGCGUGCCACCUGGAGGGAGCGGAGCUGCGCCACAUGGGCCAGCAAACCAUGGGGCACUACCCCGUGCACUUCCACGUCGCGGGGGACCUGGAUCAGUUGGGGGGCUAUGACCCCCCCACAUACGUGCGGGGCCUCUCCAUCCACCACUCCUUCUCCCGCUGCCUCACCAUCCACGGCUCCAGCGGACUCCUGGUGAAGGACGUGGUGGGCUACGACGUGCUGGGCCACUGCUUCUUCACGGAGGACGGCCCUGAGGAGCGCAACACGUUCGACCACUGCCUGGGCCUCGUGGUGCGCGCCAGCUCGCUGCUGCCCUCCGACCGCGACGUGCGAAUGUGCCGCACCAUCCGCCAGGACGCCUACCCCGGAUACGUGCCGCGCCCGCGCCACGACUGCACCGCCGUAUCAACCUUCUGGCUGGCAAAUCCCAACAACAACAUCAUCAACUGCUCCGCCGCCGGCUCGGAGGAAGGAGGUUUCUGGUUCGUGUUCCACCACGUGCCCACAGGGCCGUCGGAGGGGAAGUACGCUCCAGGCUACACCGAACACAAACCCUUCGGCAUCUUUGCCGACAACCGGGCGCACUCCAACUACAGGGCUGGGAUGAUGCUGGACCACGGAGUGAAGACGACGAACGCCAGCGAGAGGGACAAGCGGCCGUACCUCUCUCUCGUGAGCGCACGCUAUGGCCCCCACGUGGACGCCGAUCCGUUCAAGCCGCGGGUGCCGGCCCUCAUCACGGGCUUCGUGGCCUUCCGCAACCAGGAGCACGGGGCCUGGCUCCGUGGCGGGGACGUGUGGCUCCGCCACUGCCAAUUUGCAGACAAUGGCAUCGGACUCACUCUUGCCAGCGGGGGAACGUUCCCGGAUGACGACGGCUCGAGGCAGGAGGUGGUGGACUCGCUGUUCGUGGGCGAGAGCCACAACCGGGGAUCUCGCGGCGGCGGAGGAGACGAGUUCUGGGGCCCGGGGAGUCUGGACCACCAGGGGCGCACGCUGCCCCGCGGCAUCACGUUCCCCGUGCGUGGGCUGCAGGUGUACGACGGGCCGCUGCGGGUGGAGCGCGUGACCUUCCGCCGGUUCGCAGCGCUGGCCGACCGGCACGCGAGCGCCAUCGGCUUCCGGCUGAACAACGCGUGGCAGAGCUGCCCCAACAACAACCUCUCCGGCAUCGUCUUCCAGGACGUGCCCGCGGAUUCCCGCGUCUUCUUCGGUGAGCCGGGGCCCUGGUUCCGGGACAUGUCCAUGGACGGCGACAAGACGACCGUGUUCAGAGACGGCGACGGAUCCGUGUCGGGUUUCCCCGGCGCCUUCCUCGUGAAGCGCGACGACGCGCUGCUGCGCCACCCGGACUGCGUCGACGUGCCCGAGUGGCGCGCGGCCGUGUGCAGCGCCAGAUACGCGCAGGUUUACAUCCAGGCGAGGAGCCCGUCGGACGGGCGGCUGUCGCUGGUACGGGACGAGUUCCCCGGGCAGGCGCUCACGCUGGAGGGCGCGCUUGCCCGCGGGCUGCACUACCAGCAGUACCAGCCGGUGCUCAUGCUAUCCAAGGGGUACACGGCGCACUGGGACACGCGCGCCCCCCACGAGCUCACCGUCUGGCUCAUCAACUUCAACCUUAACGACUGGGUGCGCAUCGGCUUCUGCUACCCGCGCGGCACGACGUUCAGCGUCCUGACGGACGUGCACGACCGCCUGCGCCGCACCACGCAGCGCACGGGCACGCUGGCGCGCGUCGCCUCGCUGCAGCGGCUCGAGCACCCGCCCCGCGGCGCGCACGCCUCACCCUCCUCCUCCACCACCGGAUUCUACUUCUUCGACGAGGACACCGGGCUGCUGUUCCUGCGGCUGCAGGCGCAGGCCCCGCGGGAGGGCGACGCGUUCUGCUCGAGCCGCGGCUGCGAGCGCGUCAAGGUGAAGGCGAGCCUUCCCGCCGGCGCCGGCGCCGCGGCGGCGGACUGUCGCGCCAGGGCCUACCCCAAGUACGCCGAGCCCCCCACGGUGGACGUCCCCAUGCCCAAGCGGCGGCCCAGCAUCUACGCCGACAGUUGGCCGGGCAACUUUGUGGAGGUCCAGGUGGAGUCUGCGAAUUCGUGGCAUCCCAGCCCAAAGCACAACUAUGCCACCACCACCGUAAACGGCCAGGCAUAUUACCAGCUGGAGGAUGGUCUGCAGGUGAUCUCUCUGAACGGCUCAACGGGCACCCUCGUCUCUCGCCGCGUCUUCAAGGCCUCCCAGCUCCGCUCCAUCCCAACCUUCCUGCUGUACCACCUCACUCACAACGUGCCGGACGGCUCUGUUGUGCUGGUGACCUCCAAAGGGAAGUUCGUCACGGAGGACGGCAAGUGGAAGAAGGCUCUCGCAACCAUCGGGGUGGAAGCCGGAGCCAAAUACCUGGACAAACUGGUGCUCGUGGGUUUCAAGGGCGGCUUCCGGCCGGACUGGGUGAAGUUCACGAGCAGCAAGCACCACGCCAAGAUCCACCAGCUCGUGUCCGUGCCCGUGCUUCGGAAGCUCUCCACGGCGUCCAGCGUCGCCGAGCCGCUGUGAGCGACGCCAUCGUCGAGUUGAACUCUGACCCCUCCCACACCCCCCCCCCGCCCCCAGUCCCCAACCCCCAGCUCUAAGGCAAAAGUCCACUGAUGGCUGAGUGAAUGUACGAUUUCGUGGAAGUGCUGAGGGCGUCGUCGUUUCGCGGACGAUUUUGUUGUUGUUGUUGCUGCGCGCGGACGGAGAGCGGUGACAAACGUGCGACCCACGCGGGCGGGGGUUUUUUUUAUUACGUGCACUUGCGAUGACGAGGUGUCCCCUGCGAGGAGUGUCGAUCCGUGGGAUCGCGAUCGUAAUUGGGACGCGGACGACGCGGCGCAGUUAGGAUUAACGAAGGGCGGGAUUUCCCAGACGCUGGUGCUCGCGAGCCACCGCAGUAUUCACGUUUUACCGAUGUUCAGUGAUUCGGAUACAAACGUGGCUACGUACCGCACACGCCCGAUGAUUGGUAAAUGCGCAUGUAGACGUGUCGCGCUUGAUGUUGCGGAGCGCCGGUUCUGAUUCACGUCAUCCGAGGUGGAAGCGGCACUCUCGACGGCAAACACGGAAGCGUGUCUGCUGAUCAUCGGGCUUGUGCGGUGCGUAACGAGUUAAACGGACAGUGCAUGGAGAAGAUCGCUCAAUAUGGGAAUGCGGACAGACUGCGUGCGGCUGGUCGCGAGGAGUAGAAUUCGCGAAACCGCCGGGGGUAAGGUUGGGAUUUGUUGUUGUGAGAACAAGGACCGGCCAUGUUGGCAUUGUAUCUGGAAGGUAAGCGAGUUGUUUUCCAUACAAGAGCCAGGGCUUCAUUUCGUCUGGGCCUUCUGGGUCAGCGCUUGUGGCGACUUAAGUCACGCGCCAAAGAACUCCAGUCUACCAGCGACCCGGAUAGUAUCGAGUGAGAUGUUUUAGCCCUGAUUAAGGGGAAUGUGGUGCGUUUAAGUGAAUUCUGAACAGUGUACAUAUACGGUGCUUCAUUGCAGAGAUCUGUUGAGCUAACGCGUAGAGCUAACACGACACUGAUGCACAGAACCUACUGUUACAAACAACGACGGAAAAAAAACCUGCAGCAUUGCGUUAAAAUUCGGUUUCAUUGUUCAUUUUCGAUUCAGAAGAGUUGAACGCAAUAGUUAACUAUCGGUCAUCUUUUGCGACGUCGGGAUAAUUAUAUUUAAACAUCACUCUGUCGGUCAAAACCUUCACAUUAGCCAGGUGAUAGCUCAUUGAGUCUCUGAAAAAAAUCACCCAGAAUGACCGCCCGUUCUCAUCACAUCUCGGAACUAAGAAGAGUUAAAAAGACGGCAGUUCAGGAAAGUACAUUGUUGUACUGUACUAUUCUCCCACGUCUAUGGUCCUUUCCAGGGCUUAAUGUCAGCCGGACCUGUCUGGUGGCUAAGCUCCAGAAAAUAAUUCCCCACCCCCUCCCCCCCCAGCCUUUUUCUCCACGCUCAUAAGGGGCGGGGUUUGGGGGGCAGCGGUGGAGGGGGGGGGGGUGCCCAGGAAAUAUUUCAUGGAAAAAGAUUAAGCCCUGCUCCUCCACCUUCACUAUCCUGCACUGACCGUCGUGGUAAAGUAUGCUCAAACAACCCCUAUAAGCCAGCCUUGGCAUGCGGAGAAUCCUCUCGUCCAGCGGUGGAUUCGACAAAACGAACUGGACACACACACUAAAACUAAACCUCUUUUACCGGGUAAGGCCCACUGAGCUAUGUAGCUCUUUUUCAGAAGCGACCUUGCCACAAAUGAUAACC
Molecule: messenger RNA, 7728 nt
Organism: Petromyzon marinus (sea lamprey)
Lineage: Eukaryota; Metazoa; Chordata; Hyperoartia; Petromyzontiformes; Petromyzontidae
Product: cell migration-inducing and hyaluronan-binding protein-like
Source: RefSeq, a predicted model, not a curated record